Molecule: messenger RNA, 2412 nt
Organism: Schistosoma margrebowiei
Lineage: Eukaryota; Metazoa; Platyhelminthes; Trematoda; Strigeidida; Schistosomatidae
Source: the annotation of a GenBank genome assembly
AUGCCGCUUGCACAUCUUGGUCAACCAUUCCUGAAGGCAAGUGAUGUCACGAAUGAGUGCAUAUCUAUAGAUGACGCACCGGAUGUUGGUUGUCAAAAGGUCGAUGUUUCCGAGGUUGAAGUGAAUAUUGAGAAACUAGCCCACAAUACAGAAAAAGUCGAUCCAUCAUGUUUUGAUCUGCUUUAUGUCAUUGGUCAAGGGUCUUUUGGGAAGGUAUUUCUUGUAAGGAAAAACAAUGGAAAUGAUAAAGGAACUUUGUAUGCAAUGAAAGUACUAAAGAAGGCUGUUUUGAAAGUUCGUGAUAGAUUGAGGACAAAGCUAGAAAGAGAUAUUUUAACUAGAAUUAAGCAUCCAUACAUUGUUGAUUUGCAUUAUGCUUUUCAAACUGAGGGGAAGGUGUAUCUUAUCCUGGAAUUUUUAAGGGGAGGGGAUCUUUUCUCCCGCUUGUCCAAAGAGUACAUGUUUACGGAAGACGAUGUGAAAUUCUAUUUGGCUGAAAUUGCAUUGGCUCUCAACUACUUACAUAGUCACGGGAUAGUUUAUAGAGACCUAAAACCUGAAAAUGUUCUACUGAAUGAAGAUGGUCAUGUACGUUUAACUGAUUUUGGUCUAUCAAAGGAGUCAAUUUUCGAAUCUGCUGGUGAUCGGACGUAUUCUUUUUGUGGAACAGUUGAAUAUAUGGCUCCAGAAGUUGUAAGUAGACAUGGACAUGGUACUGCUGCCGAUUGGUGGAGUUUCGGAGUACUUAUGUAUGAAUUACUUACUGGUAUGCUGCCUUUUCAUAGUGAGAGUAGGAAAGAUACAAUGCAAAUGAUUUUAAAAGCUAAAUUAUCAAUGCCACAGUUUCUUAGUCCUUCAGCUCAAAGUUUACUACGUGCUCUUUUCAAGCGAACUCCAUCGAAUCGACUAGGAUAUGGACCUGAUGGAUUUGAACAUUUAAAAAAUCAUGAAUUUUUCAAUACAAUCAAUUGGGAUGAUUUACUAAAUGGUUGUAUUCAACCACCAUUUAAACCUCCUUGCUCAUCAAUUAAUGAUAUCCUUAAUUUCGAUUCAGAAUAUACAUCACGUACACCACAUGACUCGCCAUGUCCACCAGCCAGUGCAUCAGCGCAUGCGUUGUUUCGUGAAUUCAGUUAUAUAGCUCCUGGAUUUUUUGCAGAGCAUAAUGAUAAUCAUAAUACCACAACUACAAAUAAUUGCAACACCCAUGUUAACCUUAAUAAAGAAGUAUUGAAUGGAGCAAAUAUCACUUGUUUGAGUUCACCGAAAGAAAAAUUCAACUAUAAUUCUCGACACGAUGAUGAUCGUGCAAAUCCAGUACAUGUUCCAGAAGAUCUUCCACCCUUAACUCCUACAGUGGCAAGACGUUUUCUUCGCUUGGUUGGCUUGUCAGGUGUAAAAUAUAAACCAUUUUCAGUCGAUUAUGUCUUAUUGGAGGAAAUCGGUAAAGGCUCUUUUUCAGUUGUACAUAAGUGCUGUCAUCGAAAUACAAAUGCUGUUUGCUCCGUUAAGAUUAUUGAUAAAUCAAAACGGGAUGCCCGUGAAGAAGUUGAAAUAUUGCUUAGACACCAUAACCAUCCAAAUAUUGUUUCCGUUCGAGAUGUUUAUGAAAAUGAGAAUUUAGUUUAUCUUGUUAUGGAAUAUUUAAAAGGUGGUGAAUUAUUGGAUAAAAUUUUCCGAGAAAAAUUUCUUUCUGAACGUGAAGCUAGUAAUAUCACUUAUGUGAUUGCAAAUACUUUAAGUUAUUUACACAGUAAUAUGGUUGUCCAUCGUGAUCUUAAACCAUCCAAUGUAUUAUAUGCAGACGAUUCUGGUGAUGCAUCUUCCCUGAGAAUAUGUGAUUUUGGUUUUGCAAAACAAUUGAGAGCUGAAAAUGGUCUUUUAAUGACACCGUGUUAUACUGCAAAUUUUGUCGCACCAGAAGUGUUAAAAAUGCAAGGUUAUCAUGCUGCAUGUGAUGUAUGGAGUUUAGGUGUAUUAGUGUAUACAAUGUUAUUUGGACAAACACCAUUUGCAAUUAAACCAAAUGAAUCAUCUGAAGUAGUUUUAUCACGUAUAGAAUCUGGUCGAUUAGAUUUAAUCAAUAAUAAUUGGAAUAAAAUAUCUGAUUCAGCAAAAGAUUUAUUGACAAAAAUGUUAAAUCCUGAACCAUCUAAACGUUGUACAGCUAGCGCGAUCUUAUCACAUCCAUGGGUUAAAAAUCGUGAUCACCUGUCACCAGAAUUAUUGACCGACGUUUUGUUAAAUGAUGUCACUCAGACAAAAAAUUCAGUCGAAGCUACAUUUAGAGCAUUGAAUAGUACUAGUAAAAUACCAAUACUUGAACCAGUUGAAUGUUCUACAUUAGCCCAACGUCGUGUUCGUGCCAAAUCGAUUUUAACAAAUCAAAUCAAAGUAGAAGAAAAGCAUUGA